Molecule: messenger RNA, 915 nt
Organism: Entrophospora sp. SA101
Lineage: Eukaryota; Fungi; Glomeromycota; Glomeromycetes; Entrophosporales; Entrophosporaceae
Source: the annotation of a GenBank genome assembly
CAAUUAAUUAAUGCUAGUAAAGAAUUGCCUUUUGAAAUCAAGGAUGAAAUUAAUAUUAAUGAAGAUACUAAAUAUCGCUAUCGUUAUUUAGAUUUACGUCGUCCCAAUAGUAAAAAACUUCUGGUGGUUAAAAACCAAUUUUGCCAUGAAUUACGAAAUUUUCUCCAUAAACAGGGAUUUAUUGAUAUUGAAACUCCUAUUUUAGCCCAAAGUUCCCCCGAAGGUGCUAACUGUUUUAUCGUUCCUGCUAACUUGCCAAACCGUUAUUAUACCUUGCCCCAGUCCGCCCAAAUAUUUAAGCAGUUGCUAAUGGUCAGUGGAUUUGCUAAAUACUACCAAAUAGCCAAAAGUUUCCGGAACGAGGAUGCUCGUAGUAAUCGCCAAAUCGAAUUUUCACAAUUGGAACUAGAAAUGAGUUUUAUCACUUCGCAACAAAUUAAAUUAUUUAUUGAAAAAUUGUUGAAAACUGUGAUAAAAAAAGGAUUUAUUGAUAUUGAAACUCCUAUUUUAGCCCAAAGUUCCCCCGAAGGUGCUAACUGUUUUAUCGUUCCUGCUAACUUGCCAAACCGUUAUUAUACCUUGCCCCAGUCCGCCCAAAUAUUUAAGCAGUUGCUAAUGGUCAGUGGAUUUGCUAAAUGCUACCAUAUAGCCAAAAGUUUCCGGAACGAGGAUGCUCGUAGUAAUCGCCAAAUCGAAUUUUCACAAUUGGAACUAGAAAUGAGUUUUAUCACUUCGCAACAAAUUAAAUUAUUUAUUGAAAAAUUGUUGAAAACUGUGAUAAAAAAAGUUUUUGGUUAUCACCUAAAAACACCUUUUCCUACUCUAACUUACCACGAAGUAAUAAAAAAGUAUAAAACUGAUAAACCAGAUUUGCGUGACUCGGCUAAUAAGGAAAAAGAAUUAAAUUUUUGUUGA